This is a messenger RNA of Stylophora pistillata, 1098 nucleotides long. RefSeq names its product nephrocystin-3-like. The record is from RefSeq and is a predicted model, not a curated record. NCBI's taxonomy places the organism in Eukaryota, Metazoa, Cnidaria, Anthozoa, Scleractinia, Pocilloporidae.
AUGGGUAAUCUACAACAGGCCUCGACAUAUUCUCAUUAUACUGUUGUAAUUUACGAGAAGAUAUGUGGACCUGACCAUGUUGAUGUCGCACAUGCGCACCUAAACCUAGGUACUCUACAGCGUGAGUUGGGUAGCCUGCAACAGGCCAAGAAGUCUCUCGAUCGUGCUCUUGACAUGUUCAAGAAAGAGUUUGGAAGAAAGCGUGCCAAUGUCGCUCAGACUUACCUAAACCUAGGUAUUGUACAGCGUGAGUUUGGUAACCUGCAAGAGGCCAAGGAGCUUCUUGAUCGCGCUCUCGAAAUUUUUAUUACAGAGCCUGGAAGUGAGCAUGCCGAUGUCGCACAGACUUUCCUAAGCUUAGGUAUUGUACAGCGUGAGUUUGGUAACCUGCAACAGGCCAAGAAGUAUCUUGAUCGUGCUCUCAAAAUUUUGAAGACAGAGCUUGGAAGUAAGCAUGUCAAUGUCGCAAAUACGUACAUAAACCUGGAUAUUGUACAGCGUGAGUUUGGUAACCUGCACCAGGCCAAGAGGUGUCUUGAUCGCGCUCUCGACAUUUUCAAGACAGAGCUUAGAACUGAGCAUGCCAGUGUCGCGCGGACACUCCAAAAUGUUGCCCCUGUGCACUAUGAGUUUGGUAAUUUACAACUAGCCAAAAAGUUUUGUAACCGUGCACAAGUCAUUUUCAAGAAAAAGCUUGGACCUGACCAUGUUAAAGUUGCCAUUUGUUAUGAAAACUUGGGAAAGUUAGAGCGUGCCCUGCCACAGGGUGAUCUGCCACAUGCCAAAGAGCUUUGUAUGAAAGCGUUACAGAUUAACCUGAAAAGCCUUGGAUCCGAGAAUAUUGCUGUCGCGCGUACCUGUGACAACUUGACUGAUUUACUGUGUGGUAUGUGCGACCCUCAAGAAGCCAAAAAAAAUUAUGAACGUGCUCUAGGCAUUUGCAAGAGAAGGCUUGGAACCGACCAUGUUGAUGUUGCGCGUACCUACCAAAACCUUGGCAAAGUACAGUAUGAAUUAGGUGAACUGCAAGAAGCCAAAGAACAUUAUAAACGUGCCCCUAGCAUUUACGUGUCUGACCAGGCUUACAAUUGUACAUGA